CAGAACCCCUGCAUUUUCGAUCGCGUUUAUUACGUAAACAUCUCCUCCACUCCAGGAGACGUGACUCGGUGUGAAUGCGCCCAAAAAGUGCUGGAUGCACAGACUGAUCUUCUGCAGAUUACCUGCACGCCCCUUCCUCCACCGCACAGCACUCAGCAGAACACCGUAUAUUCGCAGAAUGGCUACUGAAAAUACUGCGAGUGGGACGCACAAGGACCCGGUGACGGGGGAGAUGAUCUCCAAGACGGAACUGAAGCGGCGAGAAAAGCAGCGCGAGAAGGAUGCUAAGAAGGCCGAAAAGGCUGCUGCUGCACCCGCGAAGCCUGCUGCAAAGGCAGCUGGCCCGAAUGAUGAUGAUUUGAACCCGAAUCAAUACUUUGAGCUACGAUCACGUCACAUCCAAAAGCUACGGGAGACCCAGUCGCCCAACCCGUACCCUCACAAGUUCGAGGUCUCAAUAUCGAUCCCGCACUACAUCGAGAAGUACGGGCCGGAGGACAAGAUAAAGUCCGGCGAGAGGCUGGCAGGCGUUGUUGAAUGCCUCGCGGGCCGUAUCCACAAUUGCCGCGCGUCAGGCCAGAGUCUCCGCUUCUAUGACCUGCACGGUGAAGGUCUGAAGGUACAGAUCAUGGCUAGCAAGCAAGAUGCGAAGGACCCCGAGGCCUUCGCGUCGGUCCACGACAACUUCAAGCGUGGAGACAUCGUCGGUGUCAUCGGCACGCCCGUCCGCACGAAGAAGGGCGAGCUCUCGAUCGCGCCGCAGGAGAUGAUCCUGCUCGCGCCGAACCUCCACCAGCUGCCGUCCGAGCACUUUGGGCUGAAGGACCAGGAGACGCGGUACCGGAAGCGUUACCUGGACCUGAUCCUGUCGCAGGACACGCGACGCAUCUUCCUGGCGCGGAGCAAGAUCAUCAACUACAUCCGCCGCUUCUUCGACGCGCUUGGCUUCCUCGAGGUCGAGACGCCAAUGAUGAGCAUGAUCGCGGGCGGCGCGACGGCGAAGCCGUUCGUCACACACCACAACGACCUCGCCCUCGACCUGUACCUGCGCAUCGCGCCCGAGCUCUACCUGAAGCAGCUCGUUGUCGGCGGGCUCGACCGAGUGUACGAGAUCGGGCGCGUGUUCCGCAACGAGGGCAUCGACCUGACGCACAACCCCGAGUUCACGAUCUGCGAGUUCUACAUGGCGUACGCGGACAUGUACGACAUCAUGGAUCUGACGGAGAGCCUGAUCGAGGGCAUGGUCAAGUCCCUCACUGGCGGCCAGACGACGCUCAAGUACCACCCCGAGGGCAAGGACAGCGACAAGGUGUACGAGCUCGAGUUCAAGCGGCCGUGGAAGCGGUACGACAUGAUCGAGACGUUGGAGGAGAAGCUGAGCGUCAAGUUCCCGCCUGGCGACACGCUGCACACGGACGAGACCAACAAGUUCCUACGUGAGCUGUGUGUGAAGCACAAUGUUGACUGCAGCGAACCCCGAACAAACGCGCGGCUGCUUGACAAGUUGGUCGGCGAGUUUAUCGAGCCCCUCUGCAUUUCCCCCGCUUUCAUUGUCGGCCACCCACAGGUCAUGUCACCACUGGCUAAGUGGCACCGUUCGCGGCCCGGCCUGUGCGAGCGUUUCGAGGGCUUCAUGUGCGGCAAGGAGUUCUGCAACGCGUACACCGAGUUGAACGAUCCGUUCGAGCAGCGCCUGCGCUUCGAGGAGCAGGUGAGACAAAAGGAGCAGGGUGAUGACGAGGCUCAAGGCAUCGAUGAGACCUUCGUUGACGCUCUCGAGCAUGGUCUGCCGCCCACUGGUGGAUGGGGCAUUGGUAUUGACCGCUUGAUCAUGUUCUUGACUGACUCACAGAAUAUCAAGGAGGUGCUGCUCUUCCCUGCGAUGAAGCCCAUUGAGACGCAGGCCAGCACGAGUGGACCGGUCGGACCCAGUGGGCAGGUCUAGGACGGUGCGCUGAUGAUUGCGCUUCUUGGGGGUAUGCUUGGGACGCAGAAAAGAAGAUUGUAAAUAUCGAUAACUUAGAUAGAGGUAUACAUGCGUUGCGCACGCAAG
Messenger RNA from Rhodofomes roseus, 2053 nucleotides. Its product is annotated as lysyl-tRNA synthetase. The coding region runs from base 95 to 1945 and encodes 616 amino acids. Gene Ontology annotation, biological process: lysyl-tRNA aminoacylation. Gene Ontology annotation, cellular component: cytosol; cytoplasm. NCBI's taxonomy places the organism in Eukaryota, Fungi, Basidiomycota, Agaricomycetes, Polyporales, Fomitopsidaceae. The record is from RefSeq and is a predicted model, not a curated record. Gene Ontology annotation, molecular function: ATP binding; lysine-tRNA ligase activity; tRNA binding. The transcript is spliced from 9 exons.